Molecule: messenger RNA, 1558 nt
Organism: Styela clava
Lineage: Eukaryota; Metazoa; Chordata; Ascidiacea; Stolidobranchia; Styelidae
Product: tyrosyl-DNA phosphodiesterase 2-like
Biological process (GO): double-strand break repair
Cellular component (GO): cytoplasm; PML body
Molecular function (GO): 5'-tyrosyl-DNA phosphodiesterase activity; single-stranded DNA binding
Source: RefSeq, a predicted model, not a curated record
AAAUAUCUAGAUAAUUAGUUAAUUAUUAUUAGAUUUUAUUGCUUUUAUUUAAAUGGAAGGAGAGUCAUCUGAAAUGGGUUGAACUGCGUCAAAAGGAUCAGUUCCAGAGUUGAAAAUACUGGUAUGGAAUAUACAAGGUUUACUCAAUGAAUUCUUAACUGAACGUUCAAAAGAAGUCGUUGGAAUUAUUGAAGAAAGCAAACCUGCAGUGAUAAUGUUACAAGAAGUAAUAGAAUCAACUUAUUCUUAUUUUAAUGAGGCUUUGAGUUCAAACUACAUAGGAUAUUCCCCCUAUGAUUUAAGACAAGGAUGCUCUCAUUAUUUCACUGCAAUAUUCAUCAGAAAAAAACAAAUAGGUUCUACAUCAGCUACAGUUACUGUGUAUCCUGAUUCAAAACUAGGAAGGGAUUUGAUGGUCGUAAACGGCGAUUAUCAUGGUUAUAAAAUGGCUUUUAUAACAUCUCAUUUGGAAAGUAUGCCUAAAAGAAUGGCUGAAAGAAAGAAGCAGCUUGCUAGUCUAUAUCAGACUAUGAUAUCACAACCGGAUAAUCAAACAGUAAUUUAUGGAGGAGACACAAAUCUUGAGGAUGAAGAAUUCAACUCGGUAGUCAAGGAUGGAAAGUUUGAUCUCACUAAAGUAGCUGAUGUAUGGAAUCUUCUGGGAUCACCAGAUAGUACUAAGUAUACUUGGAACACGGAGUUGAAUGACAACACUAAUGAAGAAGGCCGCCACAGAUUGGACAGGAUAUUUUUAAGACAAUGUGGAAAUGAGGCAAAGCAGUUCUUUAAACCCACUAGCAUGAAGUUUGUUGGUAUGGAAAGAUUGCCAAGUGGAAGAUUCAUAUCUGAUCACUGGGGUUUAAUCGUGCAAUUUGCACAAUAACUAUAGUCAGCAUAUUGUCCUACAAUAUCUUAUUUUAGAAGUACAAAUUUUCUUAAAAUAUUAAAAUCAGUUAUCCUCAACGGGAGGUCGCCUGAACUCCUUUUGGAGUCUGUAAGCUCUGCAUGCAUAAGAUGAAAAGAAAACUACUAACAAAUGUGGCCUAGCUUUCUUUAAACAAUUAUUGGACACAACUCUAUAAAACCAGACAGCACUGCAAAGCAGGAUCUUGUCCAUAUGAACAAACAUGUUUAUCUGCAUCAAAAGACUAUUCAGCAUUUUAUUGUAUUUUCAUAGGUUCAUAUCUUAAAGUACGCUUCACACUGUUUGUUCUUGAGUAUAUCAUCUAUGUACAGAGUUUCUGACAUCACAUCUUUUAUCACCCUCCAAAGUCAAGGUCAUUUCUGUGUGCAAUUUUGAUGAAAAAAUAUUGUUUGUAGUUGGACACAUUACUUGUACAUAACAGUAUUGAUUGGUUUUAUUUGAAGGGUUCUACAGCUUUUAAACAAAUUCUUAUCAAAAUCCUUACUAUUGGAAUGGUUUGUGAUUAUUAAGUUAUUAAGAAAUUCCUAUUAUUUAUAUAUGCACCACAAAGCUUCAAUAUUUAUAAAAAAUUAGAAUUUGAACUAUUUUACUAUGUCCCAAAAUCAUGCUUUUUAGACUUUAUUCCAUUCUUCA